Messenger RNA from Annulohypoxylon maeteangense, 2112 nucleotides. Its product is annotated as Metalloprotease. The coding region runs from base 1 to 2112 and encodes 703 amino acids. The record is from RefSeq and is a predicted model, not a curated record. NCBI's taxonomy places the organism in Eukaryota, Fungi, Ascomycota, Sordariomycetes, Xylariales, Hypoxylaceae. Gene Ontology annotation, cellular component: plasma membrane. The transcript has 7 exons. Gene Ontology annotation, biological process: protein processing. Gene Ontology annotation, molecular function: metalloendopeptidase activity.
AUGUACGCGACGAACUCCUCGCUCUGUCUUACAGAUGCGUGUAUCAAGGCAUCAUCUACCUUGUACUCUAAUCUGAGUCCCAACUACCAGAAUAUCGACCCAUGUACUAAUUUCGAAGAAAUGGUCUGCGGUGGUUUCAGAGAACGUUACGCACUAUCAGAAACAACAAGUUCGGUUAGCGAACAAACUUUGUUCACUCUUGCGAAUUAUGUAUUCAUGAAGAAUAUUCUCGAGGCUCCGUACGAUACUUCUCUGGGUACAAACCCUUCGGUAGAUGAGAUGAAUUUCGAGAAGCUGGUGAAGGGGUAUAACACGUGCUUGAACGAAACCGCGAUCACGGAGCUCGGUGUUCAGCCGUUGGUGACGUUUCUUGGGAACAUCACCGAGAUCUUCCCCGUCACAACCGCAGAAUAUAAAAGUAACAAGGCUUUUGGACCAAGCGAUUAUGAAUCGUUCAGCGAUGCCAUCACUCACUUAUUCCAGUAUGGAAUGGAACCCUUCUUUGGAAUGACCGCUACCAUCGAUCCAUUUAAUCCCGAUACUUAUAUCCCGGUUAUAGCACCUACAGGUCCUGUAAUUGGAUCAGCGGUCUUUGCGGACGAGGAGUCGCUGGCGGCAUACGAGAAGGUUGUCGCGGAAACGUUUGCCAAUGUUCUGCCUACAAAUGAGUCGCGAUCUAUCGCUAAAGAGUUGGCCCAUGACGUUGUCGAACUUGAGACGAAGGUCGUUUCCAUAUCAUCGGAAGCAGUGGUUUCUGAACUUUUCGAUCUGACGAAUAUCACCGCGUUGGAUAAUGCCACCCAGCUUGCCCCGGCUUUCAACUUCGCCUCGGUGCUUAAGACGAUCAUUCCCGCGGCAGUGAACAGAACAUCCUAUCCCUUCCCAGAAUAUUCUGCCUCGAUCUCCGAAAUAUUGGCGAAUUCCACCAAGCGGGCGAUUCAGGGAUAUUUCCUUUGGCAAGCUAUCGUAAACCUCGAAGAUACUGUUUAUGCUCCGGAGUUACAGGCUCUCAAGCAACUCAUAGAUGUCACUAAGGGAAAUGACCCCAGCCACAGACCCGAACGAUGGAAGUUCUGCAUGAAUGAUGUCAAUGAGAAGAUGUCAUGGCUGCUCAGCAAACCAUUCGUGGAAGCCAAGUACACGGACGCAGUCGAAAAGACCCUCAGGGAGAUGACCACCAGGAUCCAAAACCGUCUCGCCAGAAACAUCGAUAACAUCGAAUGGAUGACGGACAAGGUAAAGGCGAUCGCCAAGCACAAGGUCGAAGCCAUCACCCAGAAGCUCGGAUACCCACAAGCAUUACCUAACCUCGACGACGCCGAUUCCCUGCGGAACUACUACUGCGACCUGCAAGUAACCGACUCCUACUUCGCGAACAGCCUCUCGCACCAAAAAUGGUACGCGCGAAAGACCGCGCUCCUAGUCGGCACCAAGCGGCAAGACAAAGCGUGGCCACAGCCCUCGACGGUCUCCGCGCUCACAAUCAACGCCUUCUACCUCGCGACCGAGAACUCAAUCACCAUCAUCGCCGGAACCCUGCAACAGCUCCUCUUCGACCCGGGGCUGCCCGCGUACCUAAACUACGGCGCGCUCGGCACUGUCAUCGGGCACGAAUACACACACUCCCUCGACAACAACGGCCGGCGCUGGGACGACCGCGGCGCGCUCGCGAACUGGUGGGACGCGGAGUCGGACGCCGGGUUCGAGAACCGCACACAAUGCUUAAUCCAGCAAGUCAGCGGGGACAACAUAACGCUCAGCAGCGGGACCCAGCUCCCGGUGAACGGAACACUGACGCUCGGGGAGAACAUCGCGGAUACGGGCGGGAUCAACACGGCGUACGACGCGUGGCUAGACAAGAGACAGGAAGACCCGGCCGCGGACUUCGAUAUCCCGGGGCUCGCGGAACGGUUCACGCGCGAACAGCUGUUCUACGUUGCGGCGGGUCAGUUUUUCUGCGAUAAGGCGAGCGAUGCGGCGAUGGCGGGACAGUUGACGGCGGAUGUGCAUGCGCCGAAUGCGGUGCGGAUUAAGACUAUGAUGGAGAAUUCGCGCGGGUUUAGGGAGGCUUUUAAGUGUCCUGUUCGGGAGCCUACUUGUGUGAUUUACUGA